Molecule: messenger RNA, 1759 nt
Organism: Mytilinidion resinicola
Lineage: Eukaryota; Fungi; Ascomycota; Dothideomycetes; Mytilinidiales; Mytilinidiaceae
Product: efflux pump protein
Exons: 8
Coding region: 1-1644 (547 amino acids)
Biological process (GO): transmembrane transport
Molecular function (GO): transmembrane transporter activity
Source: RefSeq, a predicted model, not a curated record
AUGGCGGGGGGGACUGGGGACAGCGGCGAGGGCGUAGGGGGCAAGGAAACAAGUGAUACUCCCCGUGAGCAGUCAGAGAAAGAGCAGGAGAACCAAGAGUACGUCACUGGGCUCAAGCUCUUGGCUGUACUGGGAAGUGUGACGCUGUCGGGAUUUCUGAUGUUGCUGGAUGGCACGAUUAUUGGUACAGCCAUACCGAACAUCACGAGCCAGUUCCACUCUCUUCCCGAUGUCGGUUGGUAUAUGGCGGCAUACCAGCUAGCUAGUGCGGCAUUACAGCCUCUGACCGGGAAGAUGUUCACAUACUACAACAACAAGUGGGCCUAUCUCGUUUUCUUCACCAUCUUCGAACUGGGAUCUCUGGUUUGUGGACUCGCGAGCUCCUCAUCCAUGCUCAUCGGCGGAAGGGCGAUUGCUGGUCUGGGAGGCUCGGGGCUCUUGAACGGGGGCAUGACGAUAAUUGCGGGUGCUGUGCCGUUGGCUAAACGACCUCUCUACACUGGCAUAUAUCUCGGAACCAUCCAAGUUGGCACUGUAUGUGGACCGCUGGUAGGGGGUCUUCUCACUGAGUACGCAUCAUGGCGAUGGUGCUUCUACAUCAAUCUUCCCAUCGGCGCUGUAGCUUGCAUCUUCCUCACCCUCGUAAAGGUUCCUGAACUGACCUCCAAAAAACCGUUCACACUCUCUGUCGUGCGCGAAACAAUCCCCGAGCUUGACCUCCCCGGAUUCGCCCUCUUUGCACCCGCCGCCAUCAUGUUCCUCCUAGCCCUUCAGCUCGGCGCAACCAAUUACGCAUGGAAUAGUAGCACGGUCAUAGGCUUGUUCUGUGGCGCUGCAGCAACCGCUAUCAUCUUCUUAUGCUGGGAAAGGCACACUGGCGAUCGAGCUAUGAUACCCUUUUCGAUCGUCAAGCAACGUAUUGUCUGGUGCAGCGCGCUAAAUGGAGCGGCGCUAGUAGUGUCACUACUCGUGGCUGGCCAAUACAUACCGAUCUAUUUCCAGGGCGUCCUCGGAUAUAAGCCAGCAAUGAGCGGAGUGAAUACGCUACCAAGUAUUCUCAGUCAGAUGGCGACGGUGAUACUGUCCGGUUUUCUCAUUCAGAAAGUUGGAUUUUAUCUCCCGUUCGCUGCGGUCGGGAGUGCAAUCAGCGCAGUCGGAAAUGGCCUUGUGUCGAUGUUUUCGCCUUCGACCAAGACUGGUAUGUGGAUAGGGUACCAGAUCGUCCUAGGAGGCGGUCGAGGGAUCGGGAUGCAGACGGGCCUCAUCGCAGUCCAGAACGCGCUGCCACCGCAGAAGCUACCCGUCGCCCUUGCCUUCCUGAUCUUCUGCCAGAACUUCGCGGGCGCCGUUUUCAUCGAGGUUGCCAACGUGAUCUUCACGCAGAGUCUAGCUUCGGAAAUCAGGGCGCACGCGCCUUCGGUCUCACCAAAGGCCGCUCUCGCUGCCGGAGCGAGCCCCAGCGCCGUGCGCGCCCUUGUCCCAAAGGGAAGCCCUGAGUUAGGCGGCGUGUUGCUGGCGUUUGCGAACAGUGUGGAUAAGGUCUUCUAUAUGCUCAUUGCUUGCUGCCUUGGGGGUUUGCUCUGUGCACCGGGGAUGGGAUGGGUUGAUACUAGGAAGAACAAUAAGAUGCCGGAGACGGGAUGAAGGGUCAUGGCAAUGGACAUUGCUCAGGUAACUUCAACCAAGAGCAUGAAUGAAGAGAGAGCGUGGAGGCGAAGUGUGGAGGAAUAGUAUGAAGGACGAUUACGAUCAUCAGGAC